CGGACGUCGCGACUAUGGGUACAUGUAGUUUUGCCAAUGAUCUCAUCGCAUAUGCCAUCCUCGACUUUCCAUGUACACUUUCCUUGUCUCAAUUCCUCAUUUCCCGCUCAAAUAUACAAAGAACAACCCAAAUAUAGGACUCUUCGCUUAUGAAUCCCUAGGUACUUGGGCACUAUAGAGAAUUGGGAUUGCCGACCGGCAACUAUAUCAAACCUACGAUAAAUAAUAAAUACACAUCACCUCACAAUUUAUAUCAACCACUGGCGAUGAAUAACAGCGCCAGUCUCGAUUCCUUCGAAGAUGUUGCCGACUCAACAGAUUGGCUAUCGACUCCUCUUUCUGGACUUGCCGCGGUCGAAGCCACGCUUCGUUGUCAAGUCUGCAAAGAUUUCUACAAGACACCGAUGUUGACAUCUUGCAACCACACUUUCUGCUCCAUAUGCAUUCGCCGGGCACUCUCUAACGACGGGAAAUGUCCCCUGUGUCGUGUUUCCGAGCAAGAGAUGAAACUACGAAGCAAUUGGUCUAUGGAGGAAGUCGUCGUCGCAUUUACGAAAACUCGAUCGGACGUCCUACGCUUCGCGAAGACAUCGCAGGAUACUAUAGCCGAGCCAGGGAAGAGGAAAUUGGGAGAUACAGAGGAUGAAGAUUCAUCAAGUCAGCGAAUGGGAAAGAGAUUACGGUCUUCUACGAGGCUAAGUAAAUCGAGGAGUAUGGAGAUGACAUCCGAGAUGGCACGUCUAGAGGCCGAUGUACCAUACCAAGAACCGACAGAUUUCGAACCAGAUGACGGCCUAGUAGCAUGUCCCAUAUGCUUGCAGCGCAUGAAACCGCUCCAGGUAGACAGGCAUCUCGAUACUUCAUGUCCAGGAGAACCACAACCAGAAAGAACACCUUCGAAGCCGAGCUCGCGAUCUACAAGUAUACCAAAUGCCUUCUCCUCCUCAUCUUCGCCUAAAAAGGCACCAGCAAGAACAUUCGAGCGUUUACCAGCAAUAAACUAUUCAAUGCUUAAAGAGCCGCAACUACGGAAGAAACUGCAAGAGCAAGGUAUAUCAGCAGCAGGAAGUCGACAAAUGCUAGAGAAGAGACACAAGGAGUGGACGACGAUAUGGAACGCAAACUGCGACUCGCAAUACCCGCGGCGCAAAGGGGAAUUGCUACACGAUCUCGACGUAUGGGAGCGCACGGUGGGUAGUCGAGCACCAACGAAUUCACGAACAAUUAGUUUAGGAGCGCAAAUCAGGGACAAGGAUUUUGACGGCGCGGCCUGGGCCGCUAAGCACGACAGCUCGUUUAAGGACCUGAUAGCUAAUGCGCGGCGUAACAAAGUAUUGAUGGGGCGCAAGAGCAGCCAAGAUGAAAAGAGGGUGGACGGGACAUCUAACACCAGCAACGAUAAGGGGUAUGAACCAACUCCGCAGCCUGAUUCGGAGAUGAUAGCAUCGUUGAAUCAUUCGGAAAAACCACAAGAGCAAGUCGACUCUGUCACACAAGCGACGGGAAUAAUUGAUUUAACGGGCGAAAUUGCCUCGUCAAACGCCUCUGUUGCAGAGCUUUCAGACAGGGAGGAUGGAGGAGUAGAUCUUGAUGCGUCAUCCAGAACGACGAUGAUAUAAUUGCUAAUAUAUUAUUACCUUGUUUGUCCAAGGGAGGAUCUAUCGAAUGGUUGC
Messenger RNA from Daldinia caldariorum, 1673 nucleotides. RefSeq names its product DNA repair protein rad18. The transcript has a single exon. NCBI's taxonomy places the organism in Eukaryota, Fungi, Ascomycota, Sordariomycetes, Xylariales, Hypoxylaceae. The record is from RefSeq and is a predicted model, not a curated record. Gene Ontology annotation, cellular component: nucleus; Rad6-Rad18 complex. Gene Ontology annotation, molecular function: single-stranded DNA binding; ubiquitin protein ligase activity. Bases 267 to 1619 code for a protein of 450 amino acids. Gene Ontology annotation, biological process: protein monoubiquitination; DNA damage tolerance.